AGGUUCUCUUUUUGGAACAUAUGUUUAAUCCUGUUUCCAGUGAUAAUGUUCUGCAGCGACAGUUGCCACAGCAAAGCGUGAAGUCAAAAAAUGCAGCGGUUUGGUCAUUGUGUCUAUGUGGCUUCCCGGUGAAGAUAAACCAUCAAGCAUCAGGAUGCAUAGCGGCACCGUGCUGCGUGGUUUCCUGCUCCUCUUGCCUCUUCUCCUCCCUGCAGACAUGGCGGAGGAGGAGAAAGUGCCACUAGAGGUCAUCACCGACAGCUCUCCCUGCAGCGUAACCUGCGGCCUGGGGGUUAAAACCCAAACUCUGUGUUUGCUGAAGGACAGUAAGACAGCGAUGGAAGAGAAUGAUGUCAGCCCGCCAGACGUGUCACAGAAGUGCAGGGUCCAAAAGGCGACGUGUGCGGACUCGUGGCAGUGCGGCCUCAGGACGAUCACCGUGACAUCUGGAGAGAGAGUGGAGAUCGACUGUUUGGGAGAAGUCAUGGAGGCGAUGGGAAGGUUCACCUGGAGGGUUUCGUGGCGCUACGCUCGAGGAAUAAUCAGUUCAGAUGAUUCUCUGUUUGAUCGCUGGGAGGCUCCUCUGUUGGACCGAGUGGUUCUGGACCCUGUCAGAGAGGAGGAUGCAGGUACAUAUCGCUGUGACGUGCAGGACACCAGCUAUCGCAGAGUGAAGAGGGCCUACUGGGGCGUCCGGGUUCUGCCCGCCGGGGUUGUCAACCUGGAUUACCACAGCUCCCUGACCCAGUGGGAAGUGACCGAAAGCCCAGAAAACCUGGGCGUGCUGCACCUGGCCACCGGGAGAGUUCUUCUCCACGCGAUGGUGAUUAGUUUCAUCCUGACAAGCCUCUGGGUCGGCCUGCUGUUCCUCUACAGGACGUUACGCCGGAGACGAAGAGACAAAUCAAAUAAGACACAUGAAAAUAGCUUUCAAUAAUCUCUAAAGUAAGUUCUGGGACAAUAAAAAC
This is a messenger RNA of Fundulus heteroclitus (mummichog), 968 nucleotides long. It is a transcript of the gene tmem81, whose product is annotated as transmembrane protein 81. The record is from RefSeq and is a predicted model, not a curated record. The coding region runs from base 116 to 937 and encodes 273 amino acids. The transcript is spliced from 6 exons. Lineage: Eukaryota; Metazoa; Chordata; Actinopteri; Cyprinodontiformes; Fundulidae.